Molecule: messenger RNA, 1797 nt
Organism: Verticillium nonalfalfae
Lineage: Eukaryota; Fungi; Ascomycota; Sordariomycetes; Glomerellales; Plectosphaerellaceae
Exons: 3
Coding region: 1-1797 (598 amino acids)
Biological process (GO): transmembrane transport
Cellular component (GO): fungal-type vacuole membrane
Molecular function (GO): transmembrane transporter activity
Source: RefSeq, a predicted model, not a curated record
AUGUCGCUCGCCCAGCAUGUCACCCAGUCUGAAGGCUUUGACUACGAGGCACCACCGCCUUGCCCGAAGCCUGACGUUCCCCACGAGGAUGUCCUGCACCUGUCCGCUGCCGACAUUGCCUGCCGGACCGAGUAUCGCCGUCUGAGCUUUGACGCAUUCGCCCCCCACGAUGCGGUUCUCGCCGUUCCUCAGCAUAAGGAGCCACGUCUCGCCGCGUACAAGAUAUCGGACCUGAAGCGAUUCGUCCAAGUUGCCACCGCCAUCGUCACCUGUUGGCUUGCCUCUGGUAUCGUCUUCGGCUUCGCCGCCCUCAAGCCCGUCUUGAUCGCCGAGGGGGUGUACAGUGAGCUGUGUCCUGCCGACGACAAGCCGUUCCGGGAAGACGAUGGAGUCAUUGUCCCCUGCGCCGAGCAAGAUAUCCGUCUGAACCUCUUCUUCGUCGUUGCCUCCAUCACCACAAACGUUGCUUCCCUGUUCUGCGGUGCUGCACUCGACCGCUAUGGCCGCCGCUUCUGCUGGAACAUUGGCGCUGUCUUCUUCGCCAUGGGCUGCGUGCUCAUGGGGUACUCGUUCUACAUCCCGGAGUUUGACGCCUAUCUGCUCGGCAACUUCUGUCUCGGCGUCGGCGGUGCCUUUGUCUUCGUCCCCAGCUUUCAGUUGUCCAAUGCCUUCCCUCAGUACUCGGGCGUGGUCGUUGCGCUGGUUACUGGUGCCUUCGAUGCAUCGGCGGCAGUCUUCCUCUUCUACCGCAUGGCGUACGACGCCACCGGUGGUAACUUCUCGCUGGAGAAGUUCUUCUUUGGUUACCUCAUUGUCCCGGUCUUGAUCCUUGUCGCCGAGUACACAUACAUGCCCGAGCAUGCUUACCACUCGGUGCCUGAGCUCGAGGAGAAGAUUGAGCGUGCUGAAGACAACACUCGAGACGUUCACACCUCCGAUGACGACCUUACGAGCGAUGGCGAGCGAUACCACGUUCGCAGCAUCCGGGCGGAGCGCCGUCGGGCCAAGCUUGACGCGAUUGUCGAUCUCACUGGUGAUGCCGAGGUGAGGGAGGAGCGCGUGAAGAUCAAGGAAGAGCGUCUCGAGGCCAGUGGUGUCUGGGGUGUCCUGCACGGUCUGCCUGCCCAUCAGCAGAUGCUUACGCCGUGGUUCAUCUUGAUCCUCUUGCUCACGGUGCACCAAAUGCUGAGAAUGAACUACCUCAUCGCCACCAUCCGUGCCCAGUAUCGCUUCAUGCUCGGGUCUGAUGUGCUGGCUGAGUCGAUCAACCACUUUUUCGAUGCUGCUCUGCCCAUUGGCGGUGUCGCUGCGACACCCUUCAUUGCCGUCUUGCUCAACAACGCAAGCGUGCCGGUCACGUUCGGCAUCUUGACCGUCCUGAUCAUCGUCGUUGCCGUGCUCAACUGCAUUCCCCAGCUGUGGGCAGGGUACGCGAUGAUUGUGGCCUUUGUGAUCUUCAGGCCGCUGUACUACUCUGCCAUUUCCGAUUACGCUACGAAAGUCUUCGGCUUCGCCACAUUUGGGCGCAUUUAUGGCGCUUUGGUGUGCAUCUCCGGCAUCAUCAGCUUUGCGCAGUCGGGUCUCGAUGCAUGGACCCAUGGCCCGCUGCAUGGUAACCCCGUGCCUGUGAACAUAAUGAUGGGCGCGACCGGGACUGUUCUUGGCAUCGCACUCGUUCUUUUUGUUGCCAUCCAGGUCGGGUUACACAACGAAAGGGAGAAAGCUGAGGCAGACAUGGAGCGGAUGCCGCUGAUCUGCGAGGAAGAGGAGGGAUACGGGACCAGGGGCGAUCGGUGA